GGCGUCGUCUAGCAAUUCGGAUCUUUAAGUAAAGCAUUGAAUGUCGAUUUAGGAACUGGGUGAUCAAAAUUUGCUGAGAAUCCUAGCCUCGAAAGACCAGUCCGAGCAGCCGGUGAAGCGGAGAAGACAAAGAAAUGGUGAGAGUAGCCACUUACUUCGCGAUGUCAUUAGGCGCCUUCGUUUUCUGGCAAUCGAUGGAAAAAGUCCACGUUUGGAUCGCCCUCCAUCAAGACGAGAAGAAAGAGAGAUUGGAAAGCGAAGCGGAGAUUAGGAGAAUGAGGGAAGAGCUGCUUCAGCAAGCCAAGCUGAAUAAGCGUCUCGGUGGAAUUGUGGCGAAGAACCAUAAUAGUUUCCUUUUAAAAUGAGCUGGAUAAGAUAACCCCAUGAUAUGCCCAUGGACGAAUUGUUGUUUCCUUCUAUGAAUGCCGAUCUGUUUGAAAUUGAUGAGUUUUCUGUUUGUUUUGUGCUUCUCAAAUGUUCAUUUGUUAUGAUAAAGAUGAAUUGGGAAAUGAUGAAUUCCAUUACAUUGGUUAUUGAAUGCAUUUCGUUCC
Molecule: messenger RNA, 551 nt
Organism: Hibiscus syriacus
Lineage: Eukaryota; Viridiplantae; Streptophyta; Magnoliopsida; Malvales; Malvaceae
Exons: 3
Coding region: 135-365 (76 amino acids)
Source: RefSeq, a predicted model, not a curated record